This is a messenger RNA of Balearica regulorum gibbericeps (East African grey crowned-crane), 2547 nucleotides long. The record is from RefSeq and is a predicted model, not a curated record. Lineage: Eukaryota; Metazoa; Chordata; Aves; Gruiformes; Gruidae.
UCAUGCCAAGCUGACCUUGUGAAGGACAACGGUCACAAGUAUUUCCUCUCAGUUUUGGCAGAUCCUUAUAUGCCAGCUGAGCACCGGACAAUGACUGCUUUUAUCCUGGCUGUAAUUGUUAACAACUACAACACUGGACAGGAAGCUUGCCUUCAAGGAAACCUGAUUGCUAUUUGCCUGGAGCAGUUAAAUGAUCCGCAUCCUCUUCUGCGUCAGUGGGUGGCCAUUUGUCUAGGACGUAUUUGGCAGAACUUUGACUCAGCCAGGUGGUGUGGUGUGAGAGACAGUGCUCAUGAAAAGCUCUACAGUCUCCUCUCGGAUCCAAUCCCAGAGGUUCGCUGUGCUGCAGUCUUUGCACUGGGAACAUUUGUGGGCAACUCAGCUGAACGGACCGAUCACUCCACCACCAUCGAUCACAACGUAGCCAUGAUGCUGGCCCAGCUCAUCAACGAUGGGAGCCCCAUGGUUAGAAAGGAGCUGGUGGUGGCUUUAAGUCACCUGGUGGUUCAGUAUGAGAGCAAUUUCUGCACUGUCGCCUUGCAGUUCAUGGAAGAAGAGAAGAAUUACCCUCUCCCUUCUCCAGCUGCUACUGAGGGCGGGAGUUUGACACCAGUGCGAGAUGGUCCGUGUACGCCAAGGCUGCGGUCUGUCAGCUCUUACGGGAACAUCCGAGCAGUUACCACAGCUAGGAACCUGAACAAGUCCUUGCAGAACCUUAGCCUGAAUGAAGAAUCUGGAAGCUCUGUUGCAUUUUCUCCUGGGAAUCUCAGCACCAGCAGCAGCGCCAGCAGCACCUUGGGCAGCCCUGAGAAUGAAGAGUAUAUCCUGUCGUUUGAGACUAUUGACAAGAUGAGACGAGUCAGCUCUUACUCUUCUCUGAAUUCACUAAUAGGUGUGAGUUUCAACAGUGUUUAUACCCAAAUUUGGAGAGUUCUCCUUCACCUAGCUGCCGACCCCUAUCCUGAUGUCUCCGACUUGGCUAUGAAAGUUCUCAAUAGCAUUGCCUACAAGGCAACAGUAAAUGCUCGCCCGCAGCGCAUCCUCGACACGUCCUCGCUGACGCAGUCCGCCCCUGCCAGCCCCACCAACAAGGGCAUGCACAUCCACCAAGUGGGAGGGUCACCUCCAACCACUAGUACAAGCAGCUCCAGCCUGACGAAUGAUGUGACAAAGCAGCCGGUCAGUCGGGACAUCGCAUCUGUAAGACCUGCCAAUGUCGGCAACAUGGGGGUGCAGUACACCCCCCACUCCCACCAGUUCCCCAGAACGAGAAAAAUGUUUGACAAAGGGCCAGAGCAGACUACUGACGAUGCCGAUGAUACCGUUGGACACAAAAGUUUCAUUUCGGCUGCAGUGCAGACGGGGUUUUGUGACUGGAGUGCGAAGUAUUUUGCUCAGCCAGUCAUGAAGAUCCCAGAAGAGCAUGACCUGGAGAGCCAGAUUCGCAAGGAGCGGGAGUGGCGGUUUCUGCGCAAUGCUCGUGUCAGGAAGCAAGCCCAGAAGAUCAUCCAGAAGGGUAUCUCCCGGCUGGAUGAUCAGAUCUUCCUCAACAGGAACCCGGGCGUCCCCUCCGUGGUGAAGUUCCACCCGUUCACGCCCUGCAUCGCCGUAGCCGACAAAGACAGCAUCUGUUUUUGGGACUGGGAGAAAGGAGAAAAGUUGGACUAUUUCCACAACGGAAACCCUCGAUACACCAGGAUCACAGCAAUGGAGUACCUGAAUGGACAGGACUGCUCCUUGCUGCUGACUGCUACAGAUGAUGGUGCCAUCAGGGUGUGGAAGAACUUUGCAGACCUGGAAAAGAACCCGGAGAUGGUAACUGCUUGGCAAGGGCUGUCAGACAUGCUGCCAACUACACGAGGUCUGGCCCGAAGGGUUUCAAUCUAUCUUGACAGAAGUAAACAGGGAGGAGCAGUAAUGGUAGUCGACUGGGAACAAGAAACCGGGCUCCUGAUGACAUCGGGAGAUGUGAGGAUAAUCCGGAUCUGGGACACAGAUCGGGAAAUGAAAGUACAGGAUAUCCCCACCGGAGCCGACAGCUGUGUGACCAGCCUCUCGUGCGAUUCUCAUCGUUCCUUAAUUGUGGCGGGGCUGGGGGACGGCUCCAUCCGCGUGUUCGACAGGAGGAUGGCUCUGAGUGAAUGCCGUGUCAUGACCUACCGAGAGCACACGGCCUGGGUGGUGAAAGCAUACUUGCAGAAACAUCCUGAAGGCAACAUCAUGAGUGUCAGUGUGAACGGAGAUGUGCGGUUCUUUGACCCCCGGAUGCCAGAGUCCAUGAAGGUCCUGCAGAUAGUCAAAGGGCUGACGGCCCUUGACAUUCACCCGCAAGCCAACCUCUUCGCGUGCGGCUCAAUGAAUCAGUUCACUGCGAUCUACAACGGAAACGGGGAGCUGAUCAACAAUAUCAAAUACUACGAUGGUUUUAUGGGACAAAGAGUUGGAGCCAUCAGCUGCCUGGCUUUCCAUCCUCACUGGCCCCAUCUGGCAGUCGGAAGCAAUGACUACUACAUCUCCGUGUACUCGGUGGAGAAGCGGAUCAGAUAA